GAAAUGCAAGUACAGUGUAUGUGCUGUGCUGGCUGAAGGUGAAACCAUGGCAAGUACAUCGCUGUGUGCAACUAAUCCAUCAGCAUCUCAGAAUCUUCGGAAGGUGUCUGGUUUUGUAGAAAAUAAAACCACACAGUGCUCAUUUUCCAUUGAAAGUAUUUUAGGAUUGGAGCAGAAGAAGGAUGGCAUUGCAGCUGUGAAACCUCACAGACCAUGGAUGGAUGCAUGCACCAACUUGGUUUUAGGUGAUGACAGUAAUCCCCAUCUGCAAAUCCCUGUUGUUUCCUAUGAAAAUUCAUUAUUUCAUGCUAACAGUAAUCCAAUACAAGAGGAAAAAGUUUUGAAAUGUGACAAAUAUUUUUCAGUCACUGAAAGACUAUCUUUCAAACGAGAAUUGAGCUGGUACAGGGGUAGAAGACCAAGAACUGCUUUCACUAGAAACCAGAUUGAAGUCUUGGAAAAUGUUUUUAAAAUGAACUCCUACCCUGGCAUUGAUAUUAGAGAAGAAUUAGCUCGCAAGUUAGAUUUAGAUGAAGACAGGAUCCAGAUCUGGUUCCAGAACCGUCGUGCAAAACUGAAGAGGUCACACAGAGAAUCGCAGUUUCUUAUGGUGAAAAAUAAUUUCACCUCCAGCCUGCUAGAGUAGGAGCAAGGAUGGUUUGCCUUUAUGUUACUAUAACAGGACUUGAAGAAUUACUGGCAUUGUCAUUAUUUGUAUUAAACAAUGAUCGUAUAUUAAUUAUGAUUUUAUCCCUAGCUUUGACAGAUUAUGAUUUUUCACUCAAACUGUAAAUAUGUGAAGUAUUAUAAACUAAUUUUUGUGGAGAAAGUGAACUUUUCCUAUAUAUUUUAAUAAAUAUGUUCAGAAAAUUUUAGAUAUUUUUUGCAGUUAAAAAAUAAAUCAUAAGUUCUGAGUUGUGUAAGAUUUUCAGCUACUAUGAAUUACUUCAGGCUUCACUGAAGGCAACUAAGCUUCCUACUUUUGAAGUCUAUAAUUCUUAACAUGCAAAAUAGUUUUUGAUACAUGAAACAGAUUAGCUAUUUAAAUUCUAAUGAACAGUUUUUAAGAAGAAUAUGACCUCAUUUUCUAAAACAUUGCUCUCCAUGAAAAUAAAUGGAUGGUAUUAAACUGGUUUCAGUUUGAACAAUUGUUUCAUUAAAAGAAGCUUAAAAUUGUAAUCUUUUUAAUAUAUUUUAAUUCAUUUCUGUUUAGAAUAUUAUUU
This is a messenger RNA of Phasianus colchicus (ring-necked pheasant), 1223 nucleotides long. RefSeq names its product HESX homeobox 1 (gene HESX1). Gene Ontology annotation, cellular component: nucleus. The record is from RefSeq and is a predicted model, not a curated record. Gene Ontology annotation, molecular function: RNA polymerase II cis-regulatory region sequence-specific DNA binding; DNA-binding transcription repressor activity, RNA polymerase II-specific. Gene Ontology annotation, biological process: pituitary gland development; regulation of transcription by RNA polymerase II; forebrain development. NCBI's taxonomy places the organism in Eukaryota, Metazoa, Chordata, Aves, Galliformes, Phasianidae.